GGAGUGACCAUUGCUGCACAAACAGUUUAAACUCUGUAGCUUUGCUGUGACUUAGUGGUUCCCUCUGUUAAAGAAGGAUCUCGGGAUAUUGGUGUUGGUAGCACUGAGAACACAUGAGCCGCCACUCUUCUCUUAGGAAACGCAACCAACUCCUCACGUCACGGAGGCCCAGCAUGAAUGUUAACUGUGCUGGUGGGACAGACUGGUCAAGAAAUCUGGACUCCAGUCGCUCUGUGGAAAACGUAACUGUAGCAGUCCAUGAGUCAGAAGAAAGUAAUGUGGUGCUAGGAGGUCACAGCCCUGCUGCAGUUCCCAGGACUGAGGGUUUAGAUUCUGAAUGCCGACACACUGCUUGUCCAAUAAGUCCCCAGAUUAGUAGCAUGUUGUCUGCUCCUGAAGACACACACAACUGUCAUUUCCAAGAUGGAAAUAAGAGACAGUCAGAAUAUUUUAAUACCCAGGAACGCCAUGGAUGCUGCACUUUGUCUUCAAGCAGCAAUUCGCAAACAGUGGCUCCAGAGAAAGUGACGCUUGUGGUAGACGGCACUCGCUUUGCAGUGAAUCCACAGAUUUUCACUGCUCACCCUGAUACUAUGCUGGGAAGAAUGUUUGGACCAGGAAGAGAAUAUAAUUUCACCAGGCCAAAUGAAAAGGGAGAAUAUGAAAUUGCAGAAGGAAUUAGCUCAGCUGUGUUCCGGACUGUGCUGGAUUAUUACAAAACUGGAAUCAUUAACUGCCCUGAUGGGAUUUCCAUCCCAGACCUUCGAGACACAUGUGAUUACCUCUGCAUAAACUUUGAUUUCAACACAAUCAAAUGUCAAGAUUUAAGUGCUCUGUUACAUGAGCUCUCCAAUGAUGGUGCUCACAAGCAGUUUGAUAGCUACCUGGAGGAGCUAAUUCUGCCUAUAAUGGUGGAUAGUGCAAGGAAAGGGGAACGUGAAUGCCAUAUUGUCGUGCUGACAGAUGAAGACACCGUGGACUGGGAUGAAGACCAUCCACCUCCAAUGGGAGAGGAGUACUCGCAAAUCCUUUACAGUUCCAAGCUGUACAGAUUCUUCAAGUACAUUGAGAACCGGGAUGUUGCAAAAGCUGUGUUAAAGGAACGGGGCCUGAAAAAUAUUCGCAUUGGCAUUGAAGGAUAUCCCACCUGUAAAGAGAAGGUGAAGAGGAGGCCUGGUGGCCGGUCAGAAGUGAUAUACAACUAUGUUCAACGGCCAUUCAUCCAGAUGUCAUGGGAGAAGGAAGAGGGCAAAAGCCGUCAUGUUGAUUUCCAGUGUGUUCGGAGCAAAUCUCUAACAAACCUAGUCACUGUGGGUGAUGACGUUUCAGAGGACCAUGAGGUUAUAAUGCAUCACCCCCCACAAGUAGAUGAACUCGACAGGCUAAAUGCACCGUUCUCCCAAAUGGCUGUUAAUGAUCUUCCAGAUUAGUUGUGGCUCAGGCUGAAUAGUCCUGCUUGAUGUUGGAACAUCUCAGCAUAGUUUCAUCCCAGGUGAUGGAACACAGACUCCUGCAAGGUGCUUUAUCCUCGUUCAUGCUCUUACUACAUUGUCAUAUUGCAAGCAUGUUAAUAAAAAGCCACGCUCCAUAGCCUAAUUGUGCAAUCAAAAGCAACAUCUCAAACAAAAAGAAAUUGUGCUGUUUGUUUCUACUACAAAGGCUUCCAGAUUGGUGGGUGCUGAAUAUUUUACCUAAACUUCUAAAAGAGGAGCAGAAGUAUUUAGAAACGUCUUGUUUGACAUCAGAGGAAAUUCUGGGCCUGUCAAGACAAAGUUUUCCUUUACCAAUAGGCACUUAGCUUGCUUUUGUGAUAAUCAGUUACAAAGGACUGAACAUCAAAGCAGGACAGAUGAUACUCUUUCAUCAACCAGCAGAAAUGUAGCACAGUUGUGACAGCAAAAUCCUGAGUGUGGAGGAAUGACAGCAAAAUCCAGAAUGUGGAGGAAUCUGUUUAUACUGCCACCUGGCUUUGCAUCCAGCAUGUUGUACUGCUGUUCUAGGGAAGGAUGAAUUAGUUCAAUAGGAGGCGUAUGCCUGUUCACAGGAAUUUCCCAUAUAUACUUCUCCAUAGGGUGGAAUUACUGUUUUUAGAGAUAUUGUCUGUUAAGUUCAGUAAAAUGAGUAGAUCAUGGUGGAGGAAAAAGCAAAAAAGAAGAGACACUAGUUGAUAUUUUACCAACAAAGUAAAUCUGUUUGGUAGCUUAUUAGAUUUAAGAAGCUUUCUAGAGGUGACUGUGCAUGCUAAAGACUUUCAGUUGUCUCCUCCAUCCCCCUGCUAAGACAAAAGCCAGUGGAGGAGCUCCCAGUACACAUAGUCUACUACCUGAGUGAAAUGCUUGGUAUCAUGAGUCUUAGUCAGUCAAAAUUUCUGUAGACUUGCCAAGGAGCACUCUACUGUUGCAGUUGUAAAUGGCCAGCUAUUUUCUUCCCAUUUUGGAACAGACUGGACCAUUUUGCUGUCAGGCAGGUAAGAAAUACCAAUAGUAAACCAGCCUUCUGUAGAAAAAAAUACACAUACCUGGGAACAACUCUCCUUUGCUGCUCUGAAUAUAUUAUCCUAAUCUGUGGUUAAGGCUCUGUUCAUUUUGGAUUCAGGGCCAACAAAGCUGUGACUGUAAGUGUAGACACACUCCAGGCUGGUUGAGCUCAGUUAGUUAUAUUAGAGCCUAGCUGGUCCUGUUCCUGCAGCGUGGAGUUACGUGUAGGCUUGCUUAACCCCCUGAUUAGCACACAGUGAGUUCAGUACUGCCACAACCAAGCUGCUACACCAGCCAGAACGGGCCUGCCUUACAAAGCCAUCAUUUCUGAUGGCUCUGUAUAGAUUUUACGUACACAAAGCAGAGUACCUAAACGUUGUGCUGGUGCAAAGAAAAGCUGAAACCUAUUCAAAAAGAAAGAGGGAGAGAACUCCCUUGCAAAGUUGUUAAGUUCGGGUCAGUUCUGCUCUUGCAGUUGACUGCUGUUGAAACCUGUAACACGCAUUGAGUUACUUGGUCAUACCUGGCAAAAUAGAGGUAGGAAUCAGUCUACGCCUAGAAGGUUUAAUCCUUUGUUGUCAGGAUUGCAUCAUCAAGCAAAUCUCUAUUAUUCUCCAUCUGUCUGCAAAGUGUAUGGAAGACUUAACAUUGAAGAUUGCUGUUACUGUUUUGCUGCUAAGGGGGGGGGGGGGGUUCUAAGUGUAAGUAACAUGACAAUAUCAAUCACAAAUUUUCUUGCAGGUUUUGAGUGUCAUUUUAGUGAAGAGUAAAAAAAUCUCUGCCAAGGCAUAUACUUGCCGAUAUAUUUAGUUCCCAUUUGUAUGGAUACAUGUUCCAUUAUUUGCAGUCUUUCUGUUCUUAGCUUCUUUCCUAAGUACAGCAAAUAGAUUUCUUCUUUUUAUAAGUGCCUAUGGGAAGAUUUCCAAAAGUGCUUCAGGACCUCCUGAGAGUCCCAGGGGUUCAGAUGCCCAGGUCCACCUGACUACUUUUGAAAAAUCCUCCCUGUGUGUCAUUGGAUCAGUAUAGAGAAGUGUCCUUCAGUAUCUGCACAGAGAUAGUGUGCAAUCACUUUCCAUUACUGCUCUAGAUGAAUUUCUAUUUUUAUAGUAGAGAAAGGAAUACAUACGGACCAUUAACCUUCCAGCUAAGGGCCAGACCAAACCCAUUACCUGCCUUGGUAACGAGCUGUUCCUGUAAGUCAAGCAAAGGCACUGGUGAGACUGUCUGUCCAGCAAUGAUGGAGCUUGUCCCCAGGCCCUCUGGAAUUUUUUUGUGUAUUUAUUUUUACAGCAGUGUAAGUUUUAAGUAAAAGUGUGUUGGUAUUGACCAGCUGACUUGGAAUUGGACUUUACACAUGUUCUGCUCUAAGGACCUGAAAUGUGCAUGUUGUUGAGCGCUACCCUACAGGACUGUGUCAAGGCAUCGGAUGCCAAGCAUCUGACUUCAGUGGCACCUUAUGGGAUCUGACAGCUAAGUACCAUAUUCAGCCAAAACAAAUGCCACCGUUGUCUGUCCCUGAGCUCAGUGUUAGCUAGGCCUCUUGAAGGAUUUGGCCAGUUUAUUAGAAAUAGUGAUUGCAGACAGUCAACUGCAACAGGCUGUUGCCUGAGAGCUAAAGACUGUCGAUGACUUGUAGGAGCUUGUUGGUACUCUGUGUAAUCAGUUGGACCUUCAGCAUGGGAUGGAGGUAUCCAGCUUCUAUGAUUUCCAUGCAGUUUUACCACUCUAAAAAGCCCACUGUAGUUUAUUGGCUUUCACAAGUAAUUAAAGAUAAAUUUAUUUUUUUUUUUUAGUAGACUGAGUUCCACUGGAACACUAAACCAAAUUGAAAAAGUACGCAUCUGCUUUUCGUCCUUCUCUCAUGGUCACCUACUUCAGUGUUGGUGAACAGCUGUAAUAGGAAGCAGGCUUACAGUGCAACUGUGAUACAAACUUACUGCUGGAAAGGUGCGUCCAAGAGGACUAUCUUCAAAAGACAUCCAAAUUCUACUGAAAGACAACAGGAAUGAGGUACCCAACUGCUCCUUGUGCCUUUGAAAAACUUCACCUUUAACUCAAAAAAUGAACAAUCUGAGGUUUCAGAAGACUUUAAAACACAUGUACUAAAAAUGCACAAUACAUAUUACUAUAUAGGGUUUGUGGGUUUUUUUCACAGCAAGUUAUCACAACUUUUAAUUGUUUAGCUUCUUCAUCUUUGGUAUUUAUAAAUAAAAAUGCCAGUCCCUUUUAGUAAAGGGCUAAUAAUGCAGCUACUAUCCCAAAAUCAUUUAUUCCUAAUCCACAGCAGCUUUAAAGGAUUUUGAUAUUUUUAUUUUUUAAGGCAGUAACUAAGCUGUUAGGAAUUUUAAAAAAAAUGUUUUUAUGUUAAUGCCUCUUAGUUUUUCAAUGGUUUCUAAGGCAACUUUUUCAAAUGGCUAGAAGAAACUGCAGGAUAAGGAGAUGGAGCAAUUUGAGAAGUUGGUAUCAGUCCUUCAUAAAAAAGUAAAAAGGGAGCAGAAGGUGUUAUUAGUGACUAGCUGAUAAAAAGCCUGAUCCUAUAAAUCAUUAGUUCAGUUAGCCCUUAUUCAUCUGAGUAAGCCCUACUGACUACAGUGAUCCUGGUACCUCUAAUUAAGGCUAUUUUUGCAUUUCAGCUUUGUAGGAUCCAGCUGGUAUCUAAACUGCUUAUGGCAAUUCAUUAAACUCCUAGGACACAUACAAAAAGCACAAGGGGUGGUUAGGGAGAGGAUGCUAACAAGUUAUCACCCAGUUUUAGCUAUAUACGGUACUUUUAAUACCCUAAUCAGUCCAUGAUGGCACUCAAUUCAAAAGACAUCUAGGUAAAAAUUCCCUAAAAGCACCUAUUAAAAAAAAAAAAGUUUCACUACAAACCCAUUUUCUUUCGUUUCCUAAUCUAGAAAGUUAGGACUAGAUAUAAUUGAAAGCCUUCCUUUUACUGUGAAACACUGCUCUAGCUUUGUUUCUAAACAGGUGGGGGGGGGGGUCUGUACUAUAUAGUUAGUGUUCAGCACCAAUAAAAGUUUGCAAGAACCCAAGACAGUUCCAAUUGAUACAUAUUUUUAGAAACCUCAUUAAAUUUAUAUUCUAAAAAACCCCAUUUAAUUGCAAAUUAAAAACUGGAACCAGGCAGGCCCAAAGGUUGAUGCUACCUGCCCAUGGAAGUGCAGAGUUAACUACAAAACACGUGCCAAGUCGAGCUCAUGAUUAUAAAAAGGAAUUAGCAAAAGCUCAUCUGAGGCAGAAUCCUCCUUCCCAAAAUGCAGUCAUGUUCUGAGAGAUACUUAGGCAAGGAAAGGCACUUUGGGGCUCUGCUGGAGAGCAACCUGAUCAUAACUGAAUGUACUUUUAUAAAUUACACUAGUCAAUAAUCAAUGAGUGGACGUGGUGGGUCCCACUGCCCCAAAAGUGACCCCACGAGGCACUGUCUUUUCAGAAGACUACAGGGACAGAUGGUUCAGCCAUGACAGCAAGAGGAGCUCUGUAAGGAAAACCCAGGGAGGCCUCAGCAACAUCAGCAACACUCAGAAGAAUCUGAUACUGUUCUGCUCAAAAUCAAGAUCAAAGAGGCCACGGAAGAUGGUUUUGUCUUUAAACCGAUGGAGAUGCAGCAGAUCUUAGAAGUGGCCAAAAGAUGGCAGCAGCAGGAACGGGAAGCCUCAUGGCUGACCCAGCUGUACACAAGAUGCCCACCAAGGAUCAGGUUAAAUAAUUUCCCUCCCUCUCUGCUCUAACUCCAGAUCCACUUGUGUUACCAGUUGUAGUUUUUAUUAUCUGCAUUGUUUACGGAUCCAUCUUUUCAUACAGUAACUGAAAACUGUUGGCGCUUGGUGGAGGGAGUGGCCCAUUUCUCCUAUCACUGUCUAGAAAAG
Messenger RNA from Haliaeetus leucocephalus (bald eagle), 6346 nucleotides. It is a transcript of the gene KCTD20, whose product is annotated as potassium channel tetramerization domain containing 20. The coding region runs from base 114 to 1430 and encodes 438 amino acids. Gene Ontology annotation, molecular function: protein binding. Gene Ontology annotation, biological process: positive regulation of phosphorylation. The record is from RefSeq and is a predicted model, not a curated record. NCBI's taxonomy places the organism in Eukaryota, Metazoa, Chordata, Aves, Accipitriformes, Accipitridae. Gene Ontology annotation, cellular component: cytoplasm. The transcript is spliced from 9 exons.